Haliotis rufescens (red abalone) is the source of this 3202-nucleotide messenger RNA. Its product is annotated as scavenger receptor class F member 2-like. The transcript is spliced from 3 exons. Gene Ontology annotation, molecular function: scavenger receptor activity. Bases 456 to 1811 code for a protein of 451 amino acids. The record is from RefSeq and is a predicted model, not a curated record. Lineage: Eukaryota; Metazoa; Mollusca; Gastropoda; Lepetellida; Haliotidae.
AAUGAGUUUAUUAAAAGAAAUACAAUUGGCUCAUAAACUUAAUUACAAAAAUGCCUGGGUUUCACUUCAGGGUAUCCUCACAUAUUAAACUUACAUUCUGCAAUUAACUGGAAUACUUUCAAAGCGGCGUUAAACCCAACUGACUCUAAAUGAAGUGAACAGGUACUUUAAUAUGGCUUUUUAUAACAUUAUUAUGACAUUGUUCAUUGAAAUGCUAAAUUUCAAAUGAUUUGUAAUUUUACACAUACAUAAGUUUAUAUAUAUUAAAUUUACAACUUAAAGUGUUAUCUAAUUUUGGAUCAGGCGCAAAUGCUUGCGAAGACGGAUACUACGGUGAUCAUUGCAAAUUUAGAUGUGGUGAAGGGUGUUUGUACAGUAGAUGCCGGUUGCAUCCUACAAAAGGUACAGGCAUAUGUACUGAUGGCUGCAGGAAAGGAACAUGGGGAUCUACAUGCAUGAUCAGGUGUUCAGAAGGAUGUGUCCAUGAUGACUGCCUCUCUACAAGUGGAACAUGUACGUGCAAAGACGGAUAUUGGGAUGAACGGUGUGACAAGAAGUGUUCCGUCAGAUGUGUUAAAUGCGAUAGAAAUUCUGGAGAGUGUACACAAUGUAUCGAAGGUUUCUUUGGGUCAAAAUGUGAAGAUUGCAGCUACUGCAGGAGUUCGUGUGACACUGGUGGAUGUGUUGACGGCUGUUUGACUGGCUACUACGGAAGGUUCUGUCAUGUUCCGUGCAAUCGUCACUGCAGACUGACUGAUCAGAACAGGUGUUUCAUUCAAAGAAACAGCUUCGAUGAAUACAUGUCCGAGAACUGUACGUCUCAGUGUGAUCAGGAAAGAGGUAAUUGUCGUCAUGGAUGCGAUGUAGGGUAUUUCGGCUUGUCAUGUGGUCUUCAAUGCAAUGAAAACUGUUUGGCGAGUUCUUGUGGACAUUUGGGGCAAUGUCUUCAUGGAUGUAAAGUUGGAUAUUUCGGCACAUUGUGUGAACUGAAGUGCAGCAGUUUCUGCAAGAACCGUCACUGUCAUAGAGUCAACGGCGACUGCUUCGACGGCUGUGAGCCUGGAGUCUUUGGAUCACAUUGCAAUACCAACUGUACCAACUGUGUAAACAACCAAUGCCAUCAAGGAACAGGUGAAUGCAAUGAAUGUGAAGCUGGAUACUAUGGUUGGAGAUGCAAUAAGAAAUGUAGAAUGCAGUGUACAGGGAGGCCCUGUCACAGAUAUGAGGGCACAUGUCUCUUCCAGACACCCAGCCAUGAAACAACCACAAGUAGCCAAGAUGAGAUUACAACCAAGAUACCUCUAACAACAACCCCCCAUCAAGAUCAAGUACCUUUGAUGGUUGUUGUCAUUCCAUCUGUGUCAUUUGUAACUGUUGUCACUGUAAUGACAGUUUUCAUUUUCAUCUGUAAAAGGAUAUCGAUCAAAGAACUUCAUCAGUCACCAUUGAGCAGGCGACCACAGUACCCAAUUCCACUUCCUCCAGAUGCUACCCACCAAUACGAAGUCAUAAGCGAGUAUGACACCAUAUGUCCUUCACAACCAGGCCUAUGCAGACCAGUUGAAUAUGAAGAAAUCAAUGCAACCAUACAUGGAAAAGCUUUGGACGAUGAAAUUUCUUCAACAAAUCGCUAUCCCUGUCAGAACACAGAUAAAGCUGAUGUGAACAAGUCACUAUCUUCAACUGAAAUGUUUCAUACUACUGAAAGUCUUUCUUUGCCUAAUCUUUCUAAUAAAUUUGGUUACAUACCCAUGACAUCUACAAAAACAUAUCUUACCAUCGCCAGUGAUCGUAGGAAUAGCAGUCCUUAGCAAUCACAAAUUAUGAACUUUGGGAUGACAGCAUCAUACCUGCAUUCAUGAGUUUUACCAAAGUGAUAGAGUGGAGACUCUAGCUAUUCCUUAUCAAGCGUCCUGUUUACAUAUCUCCUAUGUGAGUGCAUUAUGUUUAACACAGUUCUAAACUGUAUCUCAUGUUAUAUCAUAGCAGCUUAAUGUGGGCAGAAAGAUGUAUGUGAUGCAGAUCCUAGAUGUGCACCACUUGGGUGAAGCCCCAAAAUGAUAUGUGCUGAUAAAUUAAGAUUUAUGAUCUGGACAAAUCUGGAAUUUGAACCCACAAACAUAGUUCUGGUAUACCUUAGGAAUAUAACUCAGCAAAACAAUGAUUUGAGGCACGUUAGUCGACUGCCACCUGAGGGAAUCGAACCUUGGGCUUCGGCCUGGCGUUUUUACGUGUUUUUCAUGUGUAUUAGUAGAUAUAUAAUUAUAUAUUCAUUAAUAUGGACAAACUAUUAUUUUGCUAUUAAACAAGUAAAUUUGCAAGUUGUACAGUUUAAUAUUGCUUUGUAUAUAAAUGUUCCUAUAAACAUAUUACAAGGAAGUACAUUCAAGUAUGCCUGUAUAUGCAUCUUAUAUCCCAGAGAGAGUUUACGUUUCUAUUCAUAUACGUACAGAUUAAUGACCAUGUAUAUGUACUGUUCAUAAGUUGCUGAUAUUUGUCCUUUUACAUAAAUUGUUGUACAUUUCAUAAUUUGUUUCACCUUGACCAAUGCAGUGUAUUGUUAUUGUAUAUGAAUACAUUUUAUCUGAAUCCUCAUGUAAAUACAUGGACAUGUCUUUUUACCAAUCCAGUCACUAAUUUCUGAAACAAGAUAUGUUUACCCACAUAUACAUACAUCAAACAUGAUCGAGCUUUAUAGAGAGAACACCUAGACCAUCAACCACUUUAACAUAUAGUAUGGAAAGAUAGUUAGAGGCCACCCUUACAGUGCCGUAGCCAGCCGGGGGGACAGUUGCACUCCCUUGAUUUUUUUUUUAUAGAAAACAGUUUUAUUUGAAUCACGAAAAUACAAGUUGGGGACAAGUGAUACUUGUACAAAUAUUUGCCCCCCACCCUGUCAAAAAAAGUUAACUACGGCCUUGCCUUAGGUGUCAAAGCUUUUGAUUUAUGAACUCCAGUGACUCCUGGUAAUUUGCUUCUUUACAUGUUACUCAUAAACACGCAAUAAACAUUGUAUUAUAUCAAAUAAUAGUGUUCAAUUGUUUUUUGGAUCAGAAACAAACCUUAUAUUCAAAAUAAACUUAGGUCACCUCAAUUGUAUCAGGAGAGAAAAUGCAUUUAAAUAUUGUAAACAAUACAGCAGGAAAGAGGGUGAGUGAGUGAGUUGGGUUUAACGCCGCUUUUAACAGUAUUCCAGUUAUAU